UGCAUCCACAUCUGAGAAUUAAGCCUAUUCAGAACAUAAGAUCAAUUUGGACUUGUCAACUGAUGGAGAAUUCAAAGGUUUCUGUAUCAGUACAAGAUGUUGUUUUGCUAACACUUCUAGUAGGUUUUUUAGCGUUGAAGGUUGUAAAUGGUCAAAUAAACACGGCGUGUACAAGUUCAAUAUUUAGCACUUUCACCCCUUGUUUUAAUUACCUGACUGGAAGCAGUGGCAAUGGGUCUUCGCCAACUGAAGAUUGCUGCAAUUCACUAAAGUUAUCAAUGAGUGGGAGCAUAGAUUGUGCAUGUCUUAUAGUUACUGGCAAUGUUCCUGUCUCCAUACCAUUUAUUCGUACUUUGGCACUUUCACUUCCUCAAGCUUGCAAUGCUGGUGUGCCUGUCCAGUGCAGUGCCUCGGGGGUUCCUCUUCCAUCUCCAGGUCCGGCAUUGUUCGUGCCAGCCCCUGCGCCACCUCCUCCUCAUCACCAUCAUGCUCCUGCUCAUCCUCCUCGCCACCAACGUGCCGCUGCUUUUCCUCCUGCACUUUCUCCUCGUGGUCCACGAGUUGCUAAAACACGGGCAGCACCAACGGCAGUAGUUGAUCCACCAUCAGUAGUAGAAGAUGAUGAACCGCCAACAGUUGAUAAACCAACAACAACAUCUCCACUAAAACCUUCAUUACUCCCAAAGACGCUUCAAAAUCCCAACACCAACACUUCAACAUCUUAUAUUUCUUCAUUCUCGUCCCCUCUUAUACUAAUGCUUAUUGCACUAGUAAUUUUAUUAAUUCGAUGAAAAAUGAAUAUUGUUUUUAUUACAGCCUGAAACCUUUAGGGCCCUCUUGCACUAUUCUAAUUUUUGUAUUAAAAACCCUAAAGAUAUGUAAGCAUCCAUCAAAGGUGAUGUAAUGUUGUUUGGACUUUUAAUUUACUAUUGCCUGUUUAACAUAUCUUAUCCUAAUUAAUCAUAUGUUUUGUUA
This is a messenger RNA of Capsicum annuum, 975 nucleotides long. RefSeq names its product non-specific lipid transfer protein GPI-anchored 16. The record is from RefSeq and is a predicted model, not a curated record. Bases 63 to 791 code for a protein of 242 amino acids. NCBI's taxonomy places the organism in Eukaryota, Viridiplantae, Streptophyta, Magnoliopsida, Solanales, Solanaceae. The transcript is spliced from 4 exons.